This is a messenger RNA of Anolis carolinensis (green anole), 9922 nucleotides long. It is a transcript of the gene lmtk1, whose product is annotated as apoptosis associated tyrosine kinase. Gene Ontology annotation, molecular function: protein tyrosine kinase activity; ATP binding. Lineage: Eukaryota; Metazoa; Chordata; Lepidosauria; Squamata; Anolidae. Gene Ontology annotation, biological process: brain development; peptidyl-tyrosine autophosphorylation. Bases 688 to 5376 code for a protein of 1562 amino acids. The transcript is spliced from 15 exons. The record is from RefSeq and is a predicted model, not a curated record.
AUUGAGUAGGAAGUUUGUGUCAGCAAGUAUCUGAACAGCAGAAGACUCCUUGAUUUUGGUGAAGUUAUGUGCUAAACAUGUAUUUGUGAACUGUGGUUGGGUAUGGAAUAGCUGCCCAUACCCUCCAGACUCCUUGGGUAUAUCUACACUUAUAAUAGUUUACUAUUUUUACUGUCAUGACUCUCUCCUAUAGAAUUCUGAUAUUACUAGCAAACUUCUGCUAGAACCUGGCUCUGGGAUCAGGCUUUCGGAGAAUAGAGCAGUUCAAUAAUAGAUUUGGAAUAUGUUUAAUGGCUACAGAACGGCCUUAGACUACGAUUUCUGGAUAGCACGAUUUUAAUAUUAAAUAUAAUGUUUUUAAAUGUUUAAUAUGUAUUAAUUUUAAUAUUUUAAGUUUAAUGUUUUGUAUGUGUUUAAGGCAUUGAAUAAUUGCCAUAUGUAAGCCGCCUUGAGUACCUUCGGGGUAGAGAAAGGCAGGACAUAAAUAGGGUAAAUAAAUAAAUAGAAAGCUUUCAUUCAUUCCCUGGGAACAUCUGUGGUGAAUUCUAAGUUCCUUGCCAAACUGUUAAUUACAAGAUUUCACUACCUUUUGCGGGUGGCAAUGGAAGAGAUAUAAAAGUGGCACAUUCAUGUCAUGUGAAUCCAUUGUUUGGAGAAAGCCCUCUAUAAGAGACCAAGGCUCCAUCUAUGAAAGGCGUUGAAAAUCCCAAGAGCAAGUUAAGCUUUUCCAAUGUCAGCUAUGUAGACGGCACUCCGCUAAGUGAGCUCUCCUGGUCCUCCUCUCUGGUGGUUGUGGCUGUUUCCUUCUCUGGGCUCUUCACCUUCAUCUUCCUCAUGUUGGCCUGUUUGUGCUGCAAGAAGGGGGGCAUUGGCUUCAAGAGCUGGAGAAGCGAAUCCCGGGAGAAGAGACUGAGGAUGGUUUUGAGGUGUCUGCCCUGCACGGGGGCCAGCACAGUGCCCAAUACAACCUGUAAUGUAGAACUGGGGAACCCCGGGCAGCCCUCCCCCUGCCCCCUGACUAAGGAAUUUGAUAAUGCUGAAGGAGAAGAAUAUGCCAGUGAAUUCUCAGCCCAGGGCUCACCAGCCACACAAAAUGGGCCCGAAGUCUACAUUCUGCCUCUCACUGAAGUCUCCUUGCCCAUGUCCAGGCAGCCUGGGCGCUCAGUGCAGCUGCUCAAGUCCACUGACCUGGGGCGUCACAGUCUGCUGUACCUCAAGGAAAUUGGCCAUGGAUGGUUUGGCAAGGUGUUCCUCGGUGAGGUGAAUGCAGGGCUGAGUAGCACUCAAGUGGUUGUGAAAGAGCUCAAGGCCAGUGCCAGUGUGCAAGAUCAAAUGCAAUUCCUGGAAGAGGCCCAGCCAUACAGAGCGCUCCAGCACACCAAUCUCCUGCAGUGCUUGGCCCAGUGUGCCGAAGUGACACCUUAUCUGCUGGUGAUGGAGUUCUGCCCACUGGGUGACCUGAAGGGCUACCUCCGGAGCUGCCAUGCCGCCGAAGCUCUGGCUCCUGAUCCUCUGACGCUGCAACGCAUGGCCUGCGAGGUAUCCUGUGGCUUGCUGCACCUUCACCGCAACAACUAUGUACAUAGUGACCUAGCACUGCGGAAUUGCUUACUCACAGCUGACCUGACUGUCAAAAUUGGCGACUAUGGGCUUUCUCACUGCAAAUACAAAGAUGACUACUUUGUGACAGCUGACCAACUGUGGGUACCGUUGCGCUGGGUGGCACCUGAGCUCAUUGAUGAGGUACAUGGCAACCUCCUUAUUGUCGACCAGACCAAGACCAGCAAUAUUUGGUCAUUGGGUGUGACCAUCUGGGAGCUCUUUGAGUUGGGUGGACAGCCCUACUGUAACUACUCGGACCGGCAGGUGCUCACCUAUGCCAUCAAGGAGCAGCAACUGAAACUCCCCAAGCCACAACUUCCACUCUCACUAUCUGACCGUUGGUAUGAGGUGAUGCAGUUCUGCUGGUUGCAACCAGAGCAGCGCCCCACUGCUGAGGAGGUGCACCUCCUGCUGUCCUACCUAUGUGCCAAGGGUGCCUCUGAGGCAGAAGAAGAGUUUGAGCGACGCUGGAACUCUAUGAAACCUGGUGGUGGUGGCUCAGGCUCAAGCCACAUGGGUAUUGAGCUUUCAUCCUUUCCACUCCUGGAGCAUUUCUCCAAUGAUGGUGAUGAUGUCCUGACUGUCAUGGAGACCAGCCACGGUCUCAACUUUGAAUACAAAUGGGAUCAAGGCAAAGGCGAUCACUUACCAGCUUCAGCUAUGAGCCCCCGGGGUGCUGCCCGCUAUCAUGAGCUUUAUUAUUCAGCCAGUGGCAGCAGCGGUGGUGGUGGGCAACUCAGCUUGGGGGUCUCACCCUCCUGCUAUGAGUGCAAAGUGCAAGGCUGCCCAGGCCUGCAUACACCAAGUGUAGUUCCUGUGUUGAGUGCCCACAGCCCCUCCCUGAACAGUGAGUACUACAUCCGCAUCGAAGAGGCAGCCUCUGAGGGCAGUGGAGCCGACCUUGAUUACACCAUGUGUUCCUACAGCCCAGAGUUUGGCCGCUCUUCUCAUUGGCAAGCCAAUGAGGGUCACUAUGAGUCAAACAGUAGUCCCACUGUCUCCCUCACCAUGGAACCCCUUUUGGGCCACUCGGCACAUGCUGACAGCAUUUGGGAACCCCCUGACUAUUACUCCUAUGGAGGACCAGGGGACAAGGAGGUCCCAUAUUAUGAGGCCUCACCAAAGGAUUGUGCUGAAAACUACCUGCUAACAGAGGCUGGUGCCUCUGAGUGGCCCAUCCCAUCCUUGCAAAAAGGCAUUUUUGCAGACCCACUGGGUGUCUCUCCUUCAGUGACCUACACUUAUAAGGAGACUGUUUCAGAAUCAGUAGCUUUGGAAAUUGGGGAAGAGGAGCAGGAAGACGAGGAGGAUGAGGAGGAGGAAGAAGAAGAGAGCUCAGGCGAUAGCCCCAGGAGCAGAAGGAGUAAGAAUGGUGAGUCCCCUUCCUCCAGCAAGCAUUGGACAUCCAACACCUCAGCCAGUAAUAACAGCAGCCACCCACUGUCCCCGUGUGAACUGCCGGCCAAUGAUAGUUGGUGCUAUAGACACAUGAUAACAUUCCAGGGGCUCAUGGCCGAGCCACUGUGCACAGUGCCACGAGAGGAGCCAACGCUAGGGAUCAGGGACCUGAGAGCAGCCCUGCUGGGUGAGGAGCAUGUGCCAUCAUCUCACGCAGGCUCCCCUUGCCUUGACAUUGGUUUUCCUAAAAAGGGUAAGAUAUCACCCCAAGUUGCCAGCACAGAGAUGGGAGCAGAGGACUCAGCAGAGGAUCCCUUGACAGAAUUUGGAGUAGAAUGCCAGCAAGACAGCACGCCACCAUCAGAGGAAGAUCUGGUUGCAGCAGAAUCACUGUUGUCAAAAUCUACACCAGAUCCUGCCCACAGCUCAUCUGCUGAGGACACCACUUUGCCAGAAGAGUUAACAGGUGAGGUGGAAAGAGCUGGGGAAAAUCCAAUAGCUGUAGAAGAGGCUUCAGCUGAACCCCCACCCAAGAUGCUACAGGAAAUCAAUCUAGAAAGUGGAAAGAUUACCAACAGUGAACAGGACAGAACACCAGACAAGACUGUUUCAAGCACUAGCUUCCCUGACUUAGAUGAGGGCAGUGAUGAUGAUGAUACAGCUGAACUUACAUCUGGAGUCUUCACAGACUUCUCAGUUGACUGUACUGAGCGACAGGAUAUAAUGCCCGCCUUCAAGUCCUUGCAGAAGCAGGUGGGGACUCCUGACUCUCUGGAGUCAUUGGACAUCCCUUCUACCACCAGUUCCUGUGAGGCAUUCAGCCCUACAGCCUAUGUGCCCUCAAGCCAACCAAAGGCCCUGGACAGUGGCUAUGACACAGAGAACUAUGAGUCACCUGAAUUUGUCCUUAAGGAGCCUCAUGAGCCACGAGAUCCCGAGUCUUUUCCUCAGGUAGGGAUGACCCAGGAUGACAAUGGGGAGGGCCAAGCCAAAGAGCUCAGCCUCUCUGAUUCAUUUAGCACUGGACUGCAAGGCCUGGAUGAAAAAAACCCUUACCGUGACUCAGCCUACUUCUCUGACUAUGAUGCUGAGGGGGGGAUGAGGGAGGAUGGUGAAGAAGGGGAUAGUGAUGGUUCUGAAGGGCAUGAGUCAGAUGUUUCCCAAGCACACAUCAAAGCAUUGGAGAAAAGCCUUGACCAAAAUGGCCCUGCAGGUGAAACACGCUCCCUUUCUCCUCCUGAACCCACUUGCCCAGAUAGAGACAGCAUGGAAUGUGUGUCUCCAGUGACUAAGGAGAAGGGCACAAGGGAAGGCACCAGUCCCAGUUUGUCAGAAGAGGUGUUGGCAAAUGGAGUGAUUGUAGAGGAACUGGACUCAAACCUGCCUAAGUGUAAAGAUGAGGGGACUGUCGCUGUACCCCAAACAUUGGCCUCUAGCACCAGGUCCUUUUUCUUGUCACCUGUGGUUGUGGAUCCAGAGGUACCUACUGUGGUGGAUGGAGAGGAGGGUGGAGGGGUAGGGAAGGCAGGACUGGAAAGUGCCUCAAAGGAGGUGGAGCAUCCUGAGGAAGUGGCACAGGGUGUUAGCAAUCAGGAAGAGCCGCAGAACAGCUCUGGGCUCUCACUAGACCUGUUAGUUGCACCAUCCCAGCCUUCAUCUGUCCCUGCUGAUGUGGAGGAAGAGGAGGAGGACACAGAGGACAGUGAUGAGUCUGAUGAGGAGCUGCGAUGCUACAACAUCCAGGACCAGAGUGAAGAUAGUGAGGAGGAUUCACCCACUGUUCCCAUAGUGGUUGCUGAAAGCCACAGCACCCGCAACCUGCGUAGCCUGCUGAAGAUGCCCAGCCUGCUGGUGGAGACCUUCUGUGAUGACCUUGAACGCAAGAAGAAAGCUGUCUCCUUCAUUGAAGAUGUCACUGUCUACCUCUUUGACCAGGAAAGCCCCACGAAGGAACUUGCGGAGCUGCCCUUCCCAGGGGUGACAGAGCCUCCCAUGGCAUCAGUCCCUGAGCAGAAGGAGAGCAAUGGUUCUCCAAGCCCAGCAGACAAAAACAAUUCUACACCCAAUGGCAGCAGCUCCUCCUCAGAAGGGAGCACCUCUGAAGAAAGUACAGCUGGUGGGUUUGAGUGGGAAGACGACUUCUCACUCAUGCCGGUGAAACCGUCUGUCGUGUCAUCACUGGCAUCAGUGGCACCUGAGCCUGCCCUCUCCGGACUGCCCUCUACACUUCUACCCGCUCAGAAGCAGGUGCUGCCCAUCCAGUUUUCACGUUUCACUGUCUCACCUGCCCCAGCAUCUCGGUUUUCCAUCACACACGUCACUGACUCAGAUGUCGAAUCUGUAGCAGGCAGCAGUGAAAAUGGUGACAGAGAGUGAGUGCAGCCACCUAUUUCCUUUUGGACUUCUCAUCUUGCCCCUGCCCCCUGCUCUGCCCAGCAUUGGUUUCUGCACUGGGGCAAAGGAUUCAGGACAGAGACCCAGAACCUGGCUGAAGUAGAAGAACUCUGUGGGUCUCCCGCUCUUAUUUUUUUAAGAGGCAGAUUUUAUUGGAUGGACCUUGACUGCUUCAAGGCUGGAGCUGCCCUGCCCUGCAGUGGCAAAGAUGAUUUGUGAUGAGCGUGUGGAUGUGAGAGUGUGUGCGUGCGUGUAUGUAUGUACAGGUAGGCAAAUAGCAUUUAAAGGGUAGAUCUUUGACCUCGCUAAUACUUCUGGCCCCCCACCCGAGCCAUUUUUGACACCCCUUGUCUCUGUAACUCAUGACUCUUGAUGUUUUGAUUCACAUUAGCUUCCCACGUUGGGGCAUUGCCUUGGGACACACCACCUCCUGCCUAUUGUGUAAACUUGCCAUGUCUUUUUUCCAAACCCAGAUAGGCAGAUAUAUAUAUAUCUGAGAGACUGAUCCUUGUAUCUUGGCCAUUUAGAUAUUUUGUAGUCAAGCAAGAGAGAGAACGGUAGGCCAUAUGCCAGGAGCACUCUGGGGUGCUGGUCAGUGUUAGGUGUUGUUCUAACUGGAGGGGUGCGGGACGCUGUAGCCAUUUACCUCCUUUUGUUGACCACCCCCUCCAUACAAACAUUUGUCACCUGCCCCAUGCCAUUUGCCCAACUGUAACACAGCUGGGGCACUUGCCAUUUGGGGGUUUUCCAUUCAUUUUGUGAGCCUUGCUUAGAGACUGUUCUCCCUGUUUUAUUUACUCAGCUGCAGUAAAUGCCACCGCCUCCACAUUUUGGCCAAAAUCAUUCUGAGCAGCACAGCAGCUGUGCCUUAAUGGUCCCCUCUCCAGCAUGCCCCCUUUUACCAACCCCAGCCUCAGAGGAAAGCAACAUUUUUUCUGGACUUGCCUUUUUGUGGAGGUGGCAUGGAUAGGAAGGAAAAGGGGAAUGUAAAGAAAUAGCAGGUCAGCUUGCUUCAAUGGCUUAUUGGCUGGGAGAAACUCUGUGAAGCUGGGAUCCUCUUGUCUGCCCCUACCCUACCCACGCAAUUGCCCCCCAUCCCAAUUAUUUAAGUGGCACCCUUCCUGGUGAGUCAAAGUCUGCCCCUGGCAGGCGGCAGGAUGUCCGUCAGCCAAACCUUGUGCUGCGGGGAGAGACUCCUGUUUCCCUUUGUAACUCCUAUAUAGUAUUUCCCAUGCAGGAGGAGCCUCCUGAGAAGAUGUGUAGCAGAAGCAGGUCAAACUGCCACUGGGACUAUUUUUGUAUAAAAAUUUACCCACCGCUAUAUCACCUGCCCUAACAGAGUAGCGGAUUUCAGUUGUUGUUGCCAAAGAGAUGUAAAGAGUUAACACUUUUGUCUUGGCGUCUUUGGGGGGGGGGGGUUAGGAGAGUAAAGAGCAGAUGGGAGAGAACUUGAUUGCUUUUGGGUUUUUUAGUUAUUAAUUUUGAUUAGUUUUAAGGCUUAGGAUAAUUGUGCAAUUUGAAUUAGGAUAGAAAAGGAAAAAGCUGAGAGGAGAAUGACACUGAGGGGCUGUAGCUUUUUGAACUGUAGACCAUAACAUGCUGACUUUCAAACUCAAGGAGCAAACUGAGAGAGAGUUGUGCCAUUCUCCAACAGAACUGUCUACAUGCAAUUUAGUUUGUUCUUUUUCUUUGUUAUUGUGCUCUCACUUUGGUGGCUGCUUUUCCUCUCGCCUUCAGUUGAUGGCCACAAAGGGGCAUAAUGAUGCACUUUAAUAUUUACAUGCGCACACACACAUUUACUUGCAUGUCAGCCAAUCAUCCCCAUCAAAUGGUGCUCUCAGUUUACAGUGGUAAUGGUGGCAUUAAUAUUUUCCUUCUUCUUGACUUUUCCUUCCUCUAUCACUACCAUCAAUUUUAGUCAACUCUUCGAAGUUUGCUUGGUAAAAGGCUAUAUUCCUAAAUACAAUGACCAUGCCUCAGUGGAACUUACUUCUGAGUAAAUACUCUUGGAGUCAUGCUGGUUGCUUUUGGUAGUUCUUAACUCUUCAUAUCAUCUGCACCAGGUAAGAUGUCAAGAAAUAGUAACGCCAAGGACUUUCUGACUUAAGUUUUGCCUUCUGAUGGGAGACCUGUACUCCAUGUUUCUCCAUCUGAUUCUUCUUCUUCAGCCUAGAGCGUUGCACCAGGAUUCACUGAACCAGGCAAGGUUGUUUCCUGGUUGAACUCUGGAUUGAUGAGGGGAGACUGAAUAGAAAAAUGGCAGUAUUUGUGGCCUUCUUGCUAGUGUAGAAAAGGGAAGGAAGAGGGGUCCUUAAGACAUAUUGUAAUCUCUCUUUCUAGUACUCAGCUGUGCAGGGAGAUUGUGGCUUCUGUAAUGACUACUCAGUAAGAAAAACAAGAACCUAUUUUACAGUCAUUUAUGUGCAUCACACAUGUGAAUAAGCACUUCUGGAAACAACAAUCGCAGGCUGUCCUUCACUCUCCACUCGAACAGCCCCAGGAACCAAUUAUGAAAAGAUUUCAGGUUUGUAAUGUCCCCAAAAUUUGUGGUCUAACUGACAAAUUUUUAAGGGGCAGCUGUGUGGUUUCUCUUUGUUUCUAUGAUUUGUGGAUAUAAUUUGAUGUGUAUUGUAUUUGAGUUGCCCUGACCCAUCCUGUGCGAGUCUGUUAGUUGCCAACAUAGAUGCUGGUCAUUGCAGAGCUGGGAUCAACUAAGAACUGUAGGGAAAAGAACAGGCACACAGCAUCCUUCUAUCUGUUUCUGGCCUAGGAUGCAUCUAGAGUUGAAGCAAUUGUAAGUAGGCAACCUGAAGAGACUCUUUCAUGGAGGUUCAGAUUAUUUGAAUUGCUGAAUUGCAUUCUGUUCCAUCCCCCAACAUCUUUGCCAGCAUUUUGAUGCCUAGGAGCAAGUUGUAGUACCUGCUGCACUCUUGCAGCCAAAACCAAGUCAGAGAAUUUGGCUGUUGAAAGAGGGAAGGGAGGUGAUGCUUUAGUUACCCUCCCCAUUUGCCUGAAAUACUUUUAGCAAUAGGAUUUACUCCCUUAAGUUCUCCCAAAAAGCUGUUUUGCAUAGUUGGGGAACCAUCUGGGACAGCUGAAACACUGCUCCCUUCCUUGUAGCAGUGCUGCUCUGAGCACAUCUUUGCUCAAGUGCAGUUUCUAUAGGCUAAAGAAAAGCUAAAUCCAUUUUUGUUCUAGAAUGGGUGCCCCCAUUCACAUUUGGUUGGGCACCUCUGCAUAUUGCUGCUCUUCAGUUUUCCUGUGACUUUGUUUUGUGCUUAAAAGAUGUCACAAAAUCAAGACUUUUUUUGUGGAAGGAACAGAUAAUGUGGUAGCAGCCUUUCUGUGUGUAAAGAACGUGCCUCUGAUCAAAUUUGUGUUCCAAGAGCCCUUUCCAGACUGGUGGACUUAAGUCCUAAUGGAACAGGCAGAGCCUGCAAAAGCCUUUUACUCUGGAGAAAGCUAUAAAGCAUCAGUGCAAAAAAGGUGGGUGGAAGUCAAACAUUACUGCCUAUAAAGCUGUGUGCAUAUUUACCUCUGAGACCAAGUUACCCUAAACCCAAUAUCCAUAGCAAAAGAAUAGCCAUUGGCAAAAAGAGAAAAAUGCAUUCCCAAACAGAUACAUUUAUCUGCCUGCAUGCCUUCUAGUGAACUGAGCAGAUGACGUGCCAACAAGCACAUUCAUUCUUCCUUAUUCCACCACUGGGAGGCAUUUGGGCAGAGAAUCAGCUGUCGCAGCCAGGGAUGAAAUCAUUACAACUCCAGGCACACUAGUUUAAGUAUCUGUUUGAGGCAAGGCUUUAGGAAACUCCACCAAAGAAAACUUGGCCUUGCACUGCAGAAUAGCCCAUGUGGUUUUCUGACCUUGAUGGGGCAAACACAACAGGUUGUGUCCAUUGGUCUAGCUGUCCUCCACAUCUCUGUGCCAUGGGAAACCAUUGGAGAAAAAAAUAGUACAGUUGGGUGCUUCUGUGUUUAUAUUUGCAGGAGUGAUGGCACUGCCACAGGUACAUGUGUGGAGAGUGCUUUUCCAUUCCAAGUUUUAAGAGAAGCCAUUGGAUACAUUCCCAUCACUCCACCUGAAAUGGCACAGCAAUAAGAUGAAGAGCUUCAGCGAGGCAAAGGUACAGUGAGUUCCACAGAGAGCACUUCAGGGACUGGCCGUUACUAAGCAUCUUCAUCAUUGCUUGACCCUCCAUUGCAUUCCUUUUGGCACUGGACCUAAACAGGAAGCUCCUAGAGGUACAUGGUCUAUAGAAUCAAAAUGAUUUCAGUCCCCAAGUGACUGCAUGAGAACAUGAGCUAGAGCUAUGUUUUGGUUUACGUUUUUCUUUAUUUAAAAAAGUGAGAAAAAGAAAGAGGCGCUAUUUACAGUGUAUAUUUUAUUGAUACGGGUCAUAAUUGCUGUAUUUUUUAUCAGUGCUGAUUUCCAUACAGCUCCCAGCAUGUGUGUCAAAUACCAUUGGUCCAAUAACAACGACAACAACAACAAAAAUAAAACAUUUUUAAAAUAAAAAUAAUAAACCUC